CUCGCUUCUUCUACGUACAGUAUCUGUCGUUCCCCCUGCAACAACCAAACCGCUGCUCGCCAACAUCGACCUCGACAACGACAGCACAACCUCCUUGCCCUCGUCAACCACAUAGCAAUGAGGCCAUUAACACGAGCGUCACCCGCCAUGUGCCUGCGUGCAGUCGCCGUCCACAGAAUACCGGCUACCAGGUCUUUCGCUACCACCACACCCCGCCAUUCCCUAUUCGCCUCCUACCUCAACACGGUCCGCAAGAACGUGAAAGAGAUCACUCCGCAGCAACUCAACGCCAAGCUCGCCUCGGCGCCACAACAGGACGGCAACGCCCACACCGCGUUCCACGUCUUGGAUGUGAGGGAACCCCAGGAAUGGAAUAAAGAUUGUCUGCCGUAUGCUUUGUACACUGGACGAGGGUGCUUGGAGCGUGAUAUUGAAGGCAUCGUCCCCGACCCAUACGACAACAUCGUAGUCUACUGCGCCGGCGGCGUCCGCUCGAUCCUCGCUGCCGACGCGCUGCAGAAGAUGGGUUACAAGAAUGUUGCGAGCCUGAGCGGUGGGAUUAGCCAGUGGAAGCAGGACGGAUACCCCCUUGGAAAGGCCCAUCAGAGCUUUUCGCCGCUUGUUGCGUAUGAAUGAGUGAUUUUUUGUGUGUCUCGAAAAUGGAAAAAUUUGAAAUGAAAUGAAAGGACAAGUCUGCAUCUGGAUGUGAGGAAGUGGGAGCGGGGUCAGAGCGGGAUGGGAUAGGAAUGGGAGAGAACGAGCGUAACCGAAAUGAACAGCAUGGCAGAGACGAAACAAAUGCUGUUUUCCUUUUGUCAACAGAGUUAUUCUGGUUGUCUUCGUGCGUUGAAGAUAUGUCAAUAGUCGAGAAGAGAUUCACAAUACGAAUUUGAUUCAGACCGG
Messenger RNA from Fimicolochytrium jonesii, 903 nucleotides. RefSeq names its product Rhodanese-like domain-containing protein. The record is from RefSeq and is a predicted model, not a curated record. NCBI's taxonomy places the organism in Eukaryota, Fungi, Chytridiomycota, Chytridiomycetes, Spizellomycetales, Powellomycetaceae. The coding region runs from base 118 to 636 and encodes 172 amino acids. Gene Ontology annotation, cellular component: mitochondrion. The transcript has 3 exons. Gene Ontology annotation, molecular function: thiosulfate-cyanide sulfurtransferase activity.